Messenger RNA from Coregonus clupeaformis (lake whitefish), 3322 nucleotides. Its product is annotated as heme oxygenase 2-like. The transcript is spliced from 8 exons. Bases 264 to 1211 code for a protein of 315 amino acids. Gene Ontology annotation, biological process: heme catabolic process; heme oxidation; response to oxidative stress. The record is from RefSeq and is a predicted model, not a curated record. Gene Ontology annotation, molecular function: heme binding; heme oxygenase (decyclizing) activity. Lineage: Eukaryota; Metazoa; Chordata; Actinopteri; Salmoniformes; Salmonidae.
UAGGUGGCGGUGUAUGCACCUAAAAGUUGGAUGCGAUCCGCCAACCCAGUCUCAAAGAAGAAGAAUAAGCAACGCUGAAGAAGAGCUCCGCAGAGUGCGCAGAGAAGGUCACAGCUGAAUCAACUGUCAGAGGACUUUUGACCAGUGACCACCAACAGCCCAAGACGACGACAAACAACAACAACAACAACAACAACAACAACACAUUGAGACUGGCAAAGAGUGUCUGUCUGAGUGACAGGACCAAGCUGUCUGCAGAAAAGAUGGAGGACUCUGUAAAUGCGGAGAGUGUCGCCAAUGGAGGAGGCCUGGUGAACGCAGAGAAAGAGCCAGAAGACACUCUCAGCCCCACAGACCUUUCUGAACUGCUGGCUGCCGGGACCAAAGAGGUUCACGAGAAGGCUGAGAACACCCAGUUUGUCAAGGACUUCCUCAGGGGGCGCAUCCGCAAGGAGCUCUUCAAGCUGGGCGAUGUGGCCCUCUACUACACCUACGAAGCCAUGGAGGAGGAGAUCGAGAGGAACAAGGAUCAUCCUGACUUCUCCCCGCUCUACUUCCCAGAGCUGAAUAGACGUGACGCCCUGGCCCGCGACCUGGACUACUUCUAUGGUGAGGACUGGCGGGAGCGGGUCAGCUGCUCGCCAGCCACGCAACGCUACGUGGAACGCAUCCACAAGGUGGGUCAGGAAGAGCCGGUCUUGCUGGUCGCCCAUGCCUACACUCGCUACAUGGGCGACCUGUCCGGGGGCCAGGUGCUGAAGAAGGUGGCCCAGCGGGCGCUGAAGCUGCCAGCGACGGGCGAGGGCGUCUACUUCUACCAGUUUGACGGCAUCCACAGCGCCAAGGCCUUCAAACAGCUGUACAGGAGCCGGAUGAAUGAGUUGGAGCUGGACAUGGCGACCAAGGACAGGCUGGUGGUGGAGGCCGUGCUGGCCUUUCAGUUCAACAUGGAGGUAUUUGAUGAGCUAGAGGAGAUGGGUAAGGAUAUCCAGGAGGAGGUCAUGGAUGCGGGCAUGCCCGUUCACGGGGCCCAUGGGACCGGAGGAGACCUCAACAAAUGCCCCUACUACGCCGCACAAAUGGCGGCCAGUGGGGGCUCGGCGUACGUCGGUCAGCUGGCCAUGGCCGUCCUCAGACACCCCACAGGCCAGGUCCUAUUCGCCGCCUGGGUCGCUGCCCUCGCCGGAUUGGCUGCGUGGUACUUCAUGUGAUCUGACCCCACAGCCAAUCGUUGGCUGUCCUGCAGGAAAGAAGGAGGAAAAACAGGGAGGGAAGAAAGGAAGAAUUGUUUUCUGAACGUUUGGAUGAGAACCCGUCCGUACCCAGACCUUGUAACCCCUCCUCCCCUCCUCUCGUUUUCUCUCUCUCUACUACCUCCCUCUCACUCUCCCUCCGUCCUGUAUCCUCCCAGUAUGGUUGGUCAUAUUUGUAGCUCUUAGUAUCAUUUUAGAGCCAUUUUUUUUUAUUCAAUCCUGUUAUAGGAUUUAUUUCUUCUUGAGUUGAAAUGAGGUGACAAUUGAUCUUACUUGAUUAGAUUAUAGUGUGAUUUGUUGUCAGGUUGAAGUCUCUUUUAUAAUCCCAAACAAUUGUAUUAUCGAGUGAUGCAGUAGAGUUAGAGUGAAAAAACAGCUACCCCGCUAUGACAAAAAAGGCUUUGUGGAUUUUGACACUUUUAGCUUGCCAUGGGGACUUGGACUAUAUUCUGUUGUCCCCUGGGUGGCCCCACAAUCCGUCCAUCAAACCAAAAUGUCAUCUUGAAAAUAUGAGAGCGGUGAGCCUCAGUGCUUGAAGUGGACUGAAUUAGGUGCUGGUACUGAAGAAGUAGAACAUUUGAGGUGCUGGCACUCUGUACCGGUGAGCACCAGCCCAACUCAAACACUGCUGAGCCGUAUACAGUAAAAGUAACAAGUUCUAUGCAUAUGUUAAUAUGCAGACCUGGCAAAGUGCAGGAGUGUUUCUGCAGGGCAGACUACUAUGUCUUUGCGUGAGUAGGUUGAGAGGCAUCUUUUUAAGUUUGUGUUAAUGGUUAUGGGGGCGAUACUCUCUUGGAAGUAGUCCCAAGAUUUGGUUACGGACAACACAGGCUAACUGACAGCAAGAGCACACUUUAUAGAAAGGUCUAGACUUUAAAAUGUCUGCCAACGGUUGGCACACAUCACAAUGUAUUAUUUUUCUCUUCUCUCAAAAUGAAUGCAGGCAGAAAAUUCCAACCUCCUGUGAAAAGCACACAGACAGUGAGUGAGUGACAGGAUGGACACCUUUUAGUUCUCGUGUUUUAGGAUGGACGAGCAAUAUUACUAUUAAUAAUUUCUGAAGUGUAUUUUUUGUUUUAUGCUACGUUGUAUUUAGUUAUCUAGUGCUGUCCAGUCCCUUGUCCUUUGCUUUGCACUCAGACAGUAUACAGGGGAACAGCGUGUCUGAAAACGGACACAUCCGUCCUGGAAACGUGUAUAAAGUUGAUUUUCAGGAUUGUUCUAGGCCUGUGGACACCAGGUAGAGGCAGCGAAUACAGCAGCUAGUGUAAUGGUCUGGGAGACAGGGCAGGACAGGUGAGAUGAGAUCAGGAAAGAUUGGUGAAGACAAGGUACCUCAUUAGUCUGAAUGGAUAACAUUGAAGACUUAAAAGCUAUGCACCAACCUGAUGAGGUUGGGCCAUCGUUGUUUAGUUGUGGAGGAGAGCAGUGUGUUGUGCAGGUGACCAUAAGUUUAUAUCUGAGGAAUUAUAAGGCCACUACAGUAUUUAGCAGAUCCUAUUCAGGUUUCACACUGACAUCAACGUUACAUUCCUUGAUUUGUUUGUAGUUUUAACAUUGAAGACAACAGUUUGCGUUGUAUUCUAUGCUUUCGCUUGAAGAUGAAGAGAUUAAUGGUCAGAAUGCUGAAUACCAAAGGUCAAGUUGCUGACAUCACAUGACGUUAUCUCGGUUCAAUAUUUAAACAGGUUCAAUGCUGUGUGUUUUCAGGUCUGUGGUUCUCUCCUAUCCAUCUCUGGUGUAUUUGGUAGUCAUUGAAUCCUUUGCAGGUGUUCGAUGACAUUAUGUGUUCAGUAGCCCUCCAUCGGAGGCGUUGAAGGCCUUUACCAGGUCGUGUUCAUUGGGUAUCAACAAAACAGAAUGAAACAGGGAAUGUCUGGAUUAGUCCAAUAAGACAUUUUUGAUUUCCGUGGCUUAACUUUGUAAAACUUUUGCAUUAAUGAACAUGACCCAGGUGUAGUUAUGGCUGUCCAGACCAGUCUAGAGCCUCAUUACACAGUCAUGUACCUGUUGGGUCUCGGGUUCUUAAUGGUUUAUGUUAACACUCCCGAGUGGCGCAGUGGUCUAAG